GAGCAGCUAAUCCUCACAGACCUGUAGGAGCUGGAGUGGCAGCGCCAGAGCACAGUUCCUCCUGAGUCCCUGGCAUCCCCAGAAGCUUCAACUCUGGAGGCGAUGGGUCGAAAAGAAGAAGAUGACUGCAGUUCCUGGAAGAAGCAGACCACCAACAUCCGGAAAACCUUCAUCUUCAUGGAAGUGCUGGGAUCUGGAGCUUUCUCAGAAGUCUUCCUGGUGAAGCAGCGUGUGACUGGGAAGCUCUUUGCCCUAAAGUGCAUCAAGAAGUCGCCUGCCUUCCGGGACAGCAGCCUGGAGAAUGAGAUCGCGGUGCUGAAAAAAAUCAAGCAUGAAAACAUUGUGACCCUGGAGGACAUCUACGAGAGCGCCACUCACUACUACCUGGUCAUGCAGCUCGUUUCUGGUGGGGAGCUCUUUGACCGGAUCCUGGAGCGGGGUGUCUACACAGAGAAGGAUGCCAGUCUGGUGAUCCAGCAGGUCCUGUCAGCAGUGAAAUACCUCCAUGAGAACGGCAUCGUCCACAGAGACUUAAAGCCCGAAAACUUGCUGUACCUCACCCCUGAAGAGAAUUCCAAGAUCAUGAUCACAGACUUUGGUCUGUCCAAGAUGGAACAGAGUGGCAUCAUGUCCACUGCCUGUGGAACCCCAGGCUAUGUGGCUCCGGAAGUGCUGGCCCAGAAACCCUACAGCAAGGCUGUGGACUGCUGGUCUAUUGGCGUCAUCACCUACAUAUUGCUGUGUGGGUAUCCCCCUUUCUACGAAGAAACUGAGUCUAAGCUUUUUGAGAAGAUCAAGGAGGGUUACUAUGAGUUUGAGUCUCCGUUCUGGGAUGACAUUUCUGAAUCAGCCAAGGACUUUAUUUGCCACUUGCUGGAGAAGGACCCGAAUGAGCGAUACACCUGCGAGAAGGCCUUGAAUCACCCCUGGAUUGACGGAAACACAGCCCUCCACCGGGACAUCUAUCCAUCAGUCAGCCUCCAGAUCCAGAAGAACUUUGCUAAGAGCAAGUGGAGGCAAGCCUUCAACGCAGCAGCCGUAGUGCACCACAUGCGGAAGCUGCACAUGAACCUGCACAGCCCGGCCGCACGCCCGGGGCUGGAGAACAGGCUGCCUGUCACUCAAGCCUCAGAAGCCUCCAGACCCCGCUCCCCUGAGAUUGCCAUCACCGAGGCCCCCGCCCUGGACCAGACUGUGGCACUCCCUGCACUGCCCCGGCUGCCCUGCCUACACAGCAUCCGGCCCGCUGCCCCCAUUGGCAGGUCCCUCAACUGCCUGGUCAAUGGCUCCCUGCGCAUCAGCAGCAGCCUGGUGCCCAUGCACCAAGGGCCCCUGGCCACCGGGCCCUGUGGCUGCUGCUCCAGCUGCCUGAGCAUUGGGAACAAAGGGAAGUCGUCCUACUGCUCCGAGCCCACUCUCCUCAAGAAGAGCAACAGAAAACAGAAUUUCAAAUCAGAGGUCAUGGUGCCAGUCAAAGCCGGCAGCAGCUCCCACUGCCGGGCAGGACAGACUGGAGUCUGUCUCAUUAUGUGAUCCCUGGAGGCUGAGCUGUGUCACUGUACUUUUCAGGAGAGAAGUUCAACUCUUCUCUGCCUUCCAAACCUGGUGUCUUCCCGGCAGGAGGAGGAAGGGGAGGAAGGGUAUCAGGGCUUGGCAGGAGCAGUUUCUGGCCAGAGGCACCAGCUUGUGCCACGGGGGCAGAGCCUCACAGGAGGCCUGUGGGGAGCCCCAGGGCGUGGAGGCCUCGUGGAAGCUGUGGGCAGGGGGAGCGGCCUCCACUGGCUUCCAGGUCUCCCUGACCUGCCUGCUCUGUGCCCCACACCCUGCGUGCCGUGGCUCUGUGCAGUGUCCAUGCAUAGCUCUCGCCUGAGUCUGUGUUGUCUGUUGUGAAAAGCUUCAUGGGCUGGCCAGGCUGUGCCACCUUCUCCAAGCAAAGCCAUAUGGAGCAUCUGCCCAGACUCCCACUCUCUGCACUGUCACUGCUGUUCUCGGGCCUCCAUCCUCACGGCCAGAAUGGGCUCGUGCAUGGAGCUGCCUGCCCGUGUGCAUGAGUGACCGGCAGCUCCCAGGGUCUGCCUGGGCGCCCUCAGAGUCCCGAUCCUGAGCUCCAGAAUUAGCCCCAGCCACGCUGAGACCCAGCCAGCCUACCCUGGCACAUGUCUGACCCUCCCUCCCUGUCCCAAGCUAAAAGCAGUGCCACACCCUCCAAGGAAAGAAAUCCAUGGCUAGUAAGGAAUUCUCAUCCCGGCCACGUGCCCUCCACACACACGCCCGAGUCAGUAAACACUGGAUGUCGGCUGUUUUAAUUUCAGCCGGGAAUUUGAAUCCUGCCUCUGUUCCCCUUUCUCUCCACAGAAGACAGGCACGUCGUCCUCCCCCAGUUUUCUUGCCCCCAUCCCCUCCGGCUUCAUGCUCGGUGUUGUGCUUAAUAAAAUGGACAUAUUUUUCUCUAU
This is a messenger RNA of Galeopterus variegatus (Sunda flying lemur), 2453 nucleotides long. RefSeq names its product calcium/calmodulin-dependent protein kinase IG (gene CAMK1G). Gene Ontology annotation, biological process: peptidyl-serine phosphorylation. The transcript is spliced from 13 exons. NCBI's taxonomy places the organism in Eukaryota, Metazoa, Chordata, Mammalia, Dermoptera, Cynocephalidae. Gene Ontology annotation, cellular component: intracellular anatomical structure. Gene Ontology annotation, molecular function: ATP binding; calmodulin binding; calcium/calmodulin-dependent protein kinase activity. Bases 103 to 1533 code for a protein of 476 amino acids. The record is from RefSeq and is a predicted model, not a curated record.